Molecule: messenger RNA, 1953 nt
Organism: Drepanopeziza brunnea f. sp. 'multigermtubi' MB_m1
Lineage: Eukaryota; Fungi; Ascomycota; Leotiomycetes; Helotiales; Drepanopezizaceae
Source: RefSeq, a predicted model, not a curated record
AUGAGGCUGUCGUCGCAGUUAAUUUGCUCGAUUUUCCUAGCCUCUAGCUCUCUCUUUAAGGAAGCUUAUGGAAGAGAACUUAUCGGUUAUCUACUUGCUACUGGAGGGGAAGCCGAGUAUAUCAAUGGUGAAGAAAAGCCUCCUAAAGAUGAGAAUUUCUAUAAAGGAUUUAUGAAAAAACUAGGAUUAGGCAUUCACAUCGUCAAUAAACCUGCUACCUGGUGGGACGGCAGAAGAGCAUAUUAUUGCGCUUUCGAAGCGGAUCUUGAAAAGAUGAAAAAAUUGGGCAGAGUAUGGAUCCCACCUAAAAACUAUCAGAGUGGUCAGUCAUUAUGGUACGCCAACGAAAAAACUAUCAUGGAUUAUAUCAAGUCAGUGGUGUCAGAUGACGCGGAUGAGGCAUUGCGCUUUUCAUACAGUGGUAUUUCGGAUGACCCUGAGGACAUUCAAAUGCUUAUUCCAAUUAAAUCGCUCAAUAAAGAUGACUUGGAUCUGUGGGGUCAUUGCUGGGGAACAAGGGCCGAGCUUGAUCAACAGUAUGAGAGCCAAACCGUCAAUUGGGAGAGUUGGGGGGAUUUUGCUGGAGAUCCUGGACCGAGACCAAGAAAGGCAAGGCCGGAUAGAACCUGGGAUCGGGUGGAGUUCGAGGCAUCUCAUUGGACAUUGGACCAGAACGGAACUACCCUCCGAGGAGACGAUGGACUCGGUACUAAAGUUGGACUUCCGAAGCCACACCACAGCCGAGUUCGACGUUUCGAAGAUACUACAAGCAAGAUGCCUCACAUAAACGGCCGCAAGUACUCCUGCGAGCCGUGCAUCCGUGGUCACAGAGCAACAUCGUGCGCCCAUACAGACCGAAUCCUUGUCGCAGUCAGGAAACCCGGGAGACCGCUUGAAAGUUGCGGGCACAAUCUCAACACUUCUGUCUCCAAUCCUCCUUCACUCGACCAGUUCGGAUCAGGACAAAAGCCCAAUCACAUAGUGACCACUCCUCCAGCUCCUACCCUCAGAAUAGUCAGCUCGUUCAAAGCCCAACAGCGGACCAAGAGCCAAUCCCGCAUCACCAAGCGGCCAAAGAAACGAAGCGAGAAGCCUCUGACUUCUCCUCCUAGCAGAACCUCGAUAGAAGCGUCGAGCCUGGGCAGCAGCAAAGCUUCAGCAACUCGCACCGAAUCCCAAAUCCAAGCCGCUGCUCCAACCAUCGGGCCCUCUCAACAGCAGUACACCUUGCCGCCUCUUGUACAGCCCCAGAUUUCCUACCAGCCCAUGCCGUACUGUCUCCCCACUCCACAGCCAUACCAGGUGAUGCAUCCGUUGUCUCCUACACAAGGAGGCUACCUGAACUACCAGCGACCAGCGCACAUGUACUGUGAUUCUCUCAGAACGCAUGGUCCGCGCGAGCAAUCACGACGUUCAGACACCUACGCUGGCAAGAUCGAAGAUGUCUCCACGGGGCGUGACGCACACACGCAGUACACCCCUAACAACUCGUCGGUACGAUCGCCGUAUCUUCGCGCGACGCAGGAUACCCCCUGGAGAGCCACCGCGCGGCACGCGCCAUCUUCCCCCUCCGGAAUCGACGUUGCACUACACAUCGUUUCUGCAGGAAGAAGAGCCCCGAAAACUAGUACCGCGUACAGUGCUCGCAACAGCGAUGUGUCGGAUCGCAAAUGUAGCAGAUGUGCGAGACCGUCUCCUGCAGGCAUCGACAACAUCUCCCGUACAUCAGCGGCUCGGGCUUCUCCGACACCUGUCCCGAUCCUGGUUCCAGCACUCUGGCGGGCGGAGCUCGGAUUCGAAUCCGAGGAGGACCCCGUGCUCGACAUUUUCCCUUCGAUAUCGGGUGGGAUGCGCGCGAGCUUCGAAAAGUGCCUUUUUUUCCCCCGAGUUGUCGGCUGGGAGAAAGCUAGACGGAAUUAUCUUGUUCGUCAGGCGGACGUGUGUGUGAGAUGA